GCCAACUUUACAAGCCUCGUGUCCUGCGUCUAAAUUCGUCCCCCGGUCAUCGCUCAAUCCUUUGCGGCGCAGUCGACCUUGGUGUCGCUUCUACUGUACUCGUACACUCCGUUGUCACCCUCUCUUUGUUACUCUUUCAUCACCCAACAUCCCUUUGUUAAACUGCGACCACGACCAAGCUUGCUACACGACAACCUACUCCGUACCACCUCCUUUCUCUCACUCCUUGACGAAUACAGAGCGAACCAACCAACCCUUGCAAUUGACGCGACUCGCGAUAGAACGCGCUGCCCUCACAUCCCUCCGCAUACCGAUCCUCUAGGUACCCGCCGUGUUACUUACUGUACGGGUAUUCCGCACGUCUCUAUCGCAAACGCCACCAACACCCCUCCAUCUCUCCCUUCCGCUCUCCUCUGCUUCGAUGGUCUUGCCAUAGAGGUCCCGCCUAAAUACCUGAACGGAAGAUUACUUUUUUUAAAGAAAAAAAAAUACAAACAGCCGUCAAGAUGGGCUGGCCAAAAUGCAACACGACACUGGAGGAUAUGACCAUCACGGAAGAUCCCAUAUGGCAUGACAAGACCUUCCACGACCUUGGUCUCUACCUCGGCGGCAUCUUCACCUUCAUCGCUGUCGUGGUCUCAUUCUUCCUCAUCACGAUGCAUGCGACGCACUACCUGAAACCGUGGGAGCAAAGACACAUCAUUCGCAUCCUCUUCAUGGUCCCUGUCUACGCCGCCGUCUCUCUCCUGUCCUACUACUAUUACAACCACAGCGUCUACUUUGAGGUCAUUCGAGAUUGUUACGAGGCAUUUGCCAUUGCCUCCUUUUUCAGCCUGCUUUGCGCCUAUAUUGCUCCCGACUUGCACCAGCAAAAGGUCUACUUCCGCACCAUCACACCUAGGAAAUGGGUCUGGCCCAUGGGCUGGUUCCAGAAAUGCACAGGGGGCGCCGAAAAGGGCAUCUUGAGGACCCCUAGGAGCGGUCUUACUUGGUUCAACGUUGUUUGGGUCUCUGUCUUUCAGUACUGCUUCAUUCGCGUCUUUUUCACUCUAGUCGCCGUCGCAACGCAGGCCGCCGACCUUUAUUGCUUAGAGUCUCUGAAUCCCGCAUUCGCCCAUAUCUGGGUCAUGGUAUUCGAAUCGAUCGGAGUCACCAUUGCGAUGUAUUGUCUGAUCCAGUUUUAUAUUCAGAUCAAGGAUGACAUCCGCCGACACAAACCCUUACUCAAAAUCACAGCCAUCAAACUGGUCAUCUUUUUGAGUUUCUGGCAGACGACACUGAUCUCUUUCCUGACCAGUUCCGGAGCGAUCAAAGCAACCUCCAAAGUCCAAACGCCAGACAUCAAAGUCGGCAUCCCUGCUUUACUGCUGUGUAUUGAAAUGGCGUUUUUCUCCAUCUUCCACAUCUGGUCUUUCAGCUGGAAACCCUAUACCCUCGGGUCCAAAGAAUUGAUGGCAGAGGCGGUCCCCGGAGACCGGCUAACGUAUCAGGGCGGUUUCUUGGGUGUAAAGGCCAUGUGGGAUUCAUUCAAUGCUUGGGACAUGCUGAAGGCCACGGGUCGAUCCGCACGAUGGCUCUUCAAAGGUCGCAAGCACCGCCACAACGAUGUCAGCUACGACAUGACCCGCAAGAACACGACAGGGAGUGAUUAUACCGAAAGCCAGAAAUUGUCCAACUUCAACGGAAAUACCGCGUAUACUGGACCGGCUCAACCGCCUCGUUAUGGAGGAGAAGAAGGUGAUAAUCUGCUUUCGAAUAGCCAAGGCAUGCCCAUGUCACGACCUGGCGUACCUAGAAGAGACAGCGAUCCUAAUGAGGCGCCCAUGUAUUACGAACAGGGUGACAUUGGCAUUGCGACGACGACGUAUGAUGACAAGUACACACCACAAUAUUAUCCGCCACCGCCGCCGCCGCCGCAGCAGCAGCAACAACCACCACAACAACAACCACAACCACACUACUAUCCCCAAUAUGCACCUUAUCCGGGUGCAGGUGGCCAAGAGAGCGGUGUGACGACGGCUCCUUAUCCACAUUCGAUACGAGAACCGACAGGGCAACAGGGCAACAAUAGAGAUAACCGAAUAUCAAUGCCUUACAUGCCACCACCUCGAAGUCCGCAACCACAAUCAUACCCCUACCCGCCGCAUGACAACAACAACAACAGGGACAACUUUUUGUAAAAGUAAACUGAGUUUCGGGCUUUCCUCUUUUGAUACUUUCUGUAUACUUUCUGUAUAUAAAAAGGACGAAAAAGGGAGGAGGAACAUGACUUUAUGAACAUGACAAGAUAUUAAUGUGUUUGGAAAAUUCUUUCGCCUGGUAAGGGGCAACUCAGGAACUGAGUUCAUUGUGCCAUGACUUUAGGUACCUUUUGUGGAUGUGAAUAGGACUAUUCUGAAUAUAGGUAUCUAUAUUUUGUGCCGAAUAUAUACAUAUGGAGUUUAUAACAAAGUAU
This is a messenger RNA of Exophiala oligosperma, 2455 nucleotides long. RefSeq lists its product as uncharacterized. Gene Ontology annotation, molecular function: transporter activity. The record is from RefSeq and is a predicted model, not a curated record. The coding region runs from base 507 to 2180 and encodes 557 amino acids. Gene Ontology annotation, biological process: transport. The transcript has 2 exons. NCBI's taxonomy places the organism in Eukaryota, Fungi, Ascomycota, Eurotiomycetes, Chaetothyriales, Herpotrichiellaceae.